Molecule: messenger RNA, 1165 nt
Organism: Leguminivora glycinivorella
Lineage: Eukaryota; Metazoa; Arthropoda; Insecta; Lepidoptera; Tortricidae
Product: protein pxr-1-like
Exons: 3
Coding region: 94-717 (207 amino acids)
Source: RefSeq, a predicted model, not a curated record
GACAUAUUGACGUUUGGUCGUGCAACUUGAGUAUAACCUAAAAAACAAUUCCAUGCAUUUUAUUAGAAUAAUAACUAUCAAUUGUUAAGAAAAAUGGGUAAAAAAAGCAAAAAAAAUCAUAAGACACAGGAGAGUAACCCAGUAUCCGACGAAGAAAAACUACAGCAAAUAGAAAAUGGUGGUUUUCCUUCAGAAACCAACAACAGUUCACAUUCAGUGAAAAAAUCAAAAAAGAAACGAAAACAAGACUUAAAUAGUAGUAUAGAAGAAGAUACACCUGCACCAAUCAACAUUGAAGAAGUACAAGCCGGUACGGACAACAAUUUAAAUGAAGAUGAAAUACAAAUCCCAAAGAAAAAAAAGAAGAAAAAUAAGGUAUUAGAAGAAGAUGUUAAACCACAAAUAGAUAAGGUUACUGAAAUAGAAGGUCAAGAACAAAAAGAUAAAAAGAAAAACAAGAGUAACUCAACAAAUGAGGUUAAAAAUGAAGAAGAGAUAGUACCCAAAACUGAGCAUAACGAGGCCAAGAAAAAAAACAAAAAGAAAAAAAGUAAGGCAAAGACGGGGACUGCUGCUUUAAAUGAUGAAGAAGCGCAAGUGACAGAGGAAGAUAUUGACAAGUUCAUUGAUGAAUUGGAUGAAGAAGACAACAAGCAAUAUGAAGACUGGGUCAAGUUGCUAGAUGCCAGGCUUAGUAAGAAAAUAAAAGAUGUGUAAAUAAUCUUUACAGUACAGAUGGUGUGCGAGAAGUGGUUCAUUAUAUGCCAGGUCGAAACUUCGGAGGGUAAUCUAUACUGAAAGAUGUCAUACGAUACACAUUGGGAAAAGGAAAUUCGUAACUUGAGUCGAUUUAAAACACUCCCUUUGGUAGUGUUUUAAUAUAUUGCCACUCAUCUCGAACUUCCUUUUUUAUGCACUUGUAUCGUAAUGUAUGUUGGUAUUUUAAGGUUUUUAAGCCAAUGGUCACAGCUGCGUGGAAAAAGUAGUCAUAAUUUUCUGCAUUCAUUUUAGGUAUAAUUUUUUAAUGAAAGAACCACUUUGUUUAGGUAUCUAUACACUGCUUAUGCUGCUAAAUAUUAACUAUAAGGUCUCUCUUCUCACUAUUAUUAAAGGUAUGAUUCUGGAGUCAUACCUAUAGGUAAUUAAAUUUUAUUUUUAGUAUUUU